Messenger RNA from Knipowitschia caucasica, 276 nucleotides. Lineage: Eukaryota; Metazoa; Chordata; Actinopteri; Gobiiformes; Gobiidae. The record is from the annotation of a GenBank genome assembly.
AUGAUGGUGGUGGUGGUGGUGGUGGUGGUGAUGGUGGUGGUGGUGGUGGUGGUGGUGUUGGUGUUGGUGUUUGGGGCAGGUUUCCCUCCAUUACCGCAAGUAAGACUCCUGGACGCCUCCCUGGCGAGGACCAGCCCUUGUGUGUCCGUGAGGCAGCUGAAGGCGUUUCGAGGGAUUUUCUCCACAUCAAUCUCAUUGUUUUCUAUAUGGACUGAGGCCAAGGUGGUUCCUAAGUUUCGAGGAUGGCACACUCCCCAUUUGUUCACCAGCCUAUAG